Messenger RNA from Agrilus planipennis (emerald ash borer), 1054 nucleotides. Its product is annotated as ATP synthase mitochondrial F1 complex assembly factor 1. The record is from RefSeq and is a predicted model, not a curated record. Gene Ontology annotation, biological process: mitochondrial proton-transporting ATP synthase complex assembly. Bases 100 to 957 code for a protein of 285 amino acids. Lineage: Eukaryota; Metazoa; Arthropoda; Insecta; Coleoptera; Buprestidae. The transcript has 3 exons. Gene Ontology annotation, cellular component: mitochondrion.
UGCCUAACCUCAAAUAUGCAGUUAGUUAUUCAAUGUGUUUCACUUCUGUUGUUCUUUCGAAACGAAUAAAUAUGAACUAAAACCCUUUAUAAAACGAUUAUGGAUAAAAUUCUUCGUAUUUCACUUCAAAUUUUUAAUAAUAAAUCGUACAAGUGCAUCCAGAAUAUUCAGUAUAGACAAAUCAUGACUACCCCAAAAUUCAUGAAAGAUGCAGUGGAGGAAUUAGAGAGAAAUCCUUAUUAUGAAAAAUAUGCACAGAAAAUUGCAAAACUACAACAAACUUCUCCUGAGGAGUUUUUGUCUCGUAUUGAAGCACGAGAAAAUGAAAAGCAAAAACCGAAAUUUGGUGGCAUUGAGGAGAGGCAAUAUUCUUCCUUAUUAGAACCGAAAAAGAGUUUGCCAUCUACCUUAUUAUCUGACUCUAAUGAAGAAUCAUUAAAUAAAAUAAUGAAAUUAGAUUUGGUAAAAAAUAAGAGUACAGAAGAAAUUAAAAAAAUUUGGGAGCAGUAUCACAUUCAAAAAGAUGUUAUUGCUGCCACAAUUCCCGCUUAUGAUUAUGAUAUUAUAAUUGAAGAAAGUAAAAAGUAUCCAACUUUCCUUUUUCCAGUACCUCGCAGUCAAGGAUAUGAGUUUAUUAUGUGCCAAUUUGAUAAAAACCAUGUCCAUUUCACUCCUUUGUUAUAUUACCAGGAGGUACACAAAGAGAAUGCCCCGGAAUGUUUAACUAUAACUCAUUUUGAUGAGUUUAAAGACAACAAGGGUAUAGUGUUGAUGCGUGGGGAAUUCGAUAAAAAUGUUUUAAAUGCUAAAGAAGCCCAGUGUCUAGCUAACCAGCUACAAUUGUUUUAUACAAGAAAAGAUUCGAGCAGAAUGGAACUUCUUGAAAGGUUUACCAAAAGGCCGGACGAAUUCAAGCAUAUUGACCUUAUAAAAACUAUUGAAACUUUGUCUCUUUAGCAACCAUGAUUUAAUUAUUGUAUACUAUAUUUCAUUUAUAAAGUAGCACAUUUGUACUUGUAAAUAUGUUGUUAAUAAACAAAAUGAAAUCAUGCAA